Molecule: messenger RNA, 1015 nt
Organism: Folsomia candida
Lineage: Eukaryota; Metazoa; Arthropoda; Collembola; Entomobryomorpha; Isotomidae
Exons: 4
Coding region: 121-882 (253 amino acids)
Source: RefSeq, a predicted model, not a curated record
AUACUUGGCAUAAAACCGAGUUUGAGUUCCGGCUUGACCGGAGUGAUAAGCUAGCGGUGAUAUAAAGUAGAACGAAAAAAAAUAUAGUUUGCAAAAAAAUAUAGCAAAAAUUUGCAAAAAAUGCAGCAGACGCAAAAAGGAUAUUCCGUGCUGAAAAACAUUCCUGAAGAGAAAGCAACCGAUAAUGUGACGGCAUCAUCAAAACUUGGGAGACAUGCUAUGCUUUGGUACUGGGCAAUUUUCACCUUAAUCGCCACCCUCGUGUUUGCAUGGGCCAUUUUGAUGACUGAAUUUCAAUCCUCGUGGUCAUCUCGGAACCGCGAGGAUAACGAUUUGGACCUCAACUACGAUACGAAUUGGGACAAACUUUUUAAUUUUGAGGGUGAAAAAGAAUCGUCACUUCUUGGCACGAAAGUUGACCCAGGUCUUCUCUUGGACGCUGCCGACGUGUUGGAAGGCCUCACGAAAAACUCCGUCAUCACCGGAAACGCAUGGACGGCUUGGACCACCGUGACCGAUACGCCUGCUCGACACGUCUGCAAAAUGGAUGACGGCGUGGAAAAUUCAGAGUUAGAUUUUGUCGUGAAGAGAAUUACGAUUUUCCGACAGUGGUCACCCGACACGCCGGAAAUUACUGUCACGACGCAGUGCAGUGUUCCUUCAGGGGUCAAACUUACCGGAAUUGUGGCGCUGGAUCAUUGGACCAGUGGGGAUGGAGCGAGUUGCAAUAUUCAACCGACCAAUUUGACGGUGACUUUGAAGGCCCAAUUGCACAGGGGAAUGCACUACCAUAUUUUAGUGAUUGGGAGAAAUAGCACGAAAAAUGGGGAGAAAUUGGAUUCGGAUGAAAUUGAGAGUAAAUCGGAUGAACUGUUUGAUUAAAUUUUUUUUGUUAUCGAAAUAUUUAUGUUAGUAAUUAAAAAAAAGUUUGUAAUUUAUUACUCCAUGAUUCUGUAUCUCUCAUUAAUUGUACAAAAAUUAUUAGGAAAUACAAAUCUUUUCGUUGUACAAAAAA